AUGAGAGACCUCUCAAAGUCACUACCGAGGGAGCUUGUCUCCAUCCUGGAGCCCCUGCUGGCUUACCGGGUUGGGGACUACUCCCUCAGGACUUCCUAUAAGUCCAAAACUUCCACGCUCUCCAUCUCCUUUGACUUAUGUCAUAAGAAGAGGCCUCUGGUCAAAGCCCCGGCCAAGACCAAGCCCAAGGAGAAACCCACCCCGGCCCCUACCCCUGCUGCACUAAGCCCGGUACAGAGGAAAAGGCCGCCCAAGGUAAAGAAGACCCCUCCAGUCUCCAUCAUGGAGAUUGAGGAAAGUCUUCCCACUACCCCUCCACCCCCAACAGCAGCACCGGAGCUCGCUCCCCUCGAAUCCAGUGGGGAGGAGCCCUUUCGCUCGCCUGAGGGGACAGGACACGGGAGAAAGAAGAGGAAGAGGAGAAGCAUAUUCUCCCCAGACGCUUCACCCCUCCCAGCUCCUACAAUCACCAAGUCCAUAGAGUGUCAGACCGCCGACCCACCAGGCCCUGAACUCAAUGACAGCCACACCCAGACCGCCACUCCACCAGUCCCUCCUCUCCGCGACAGCCACACCCAGACCAACCCGGUCAAGGUGCCAAAGGAGAAGCCAGAGGACGCGCGGCUCAUGCUUACCCGGGAAGCGGCUAAAGUCAUGGACCUCUUCAAGCACCUGCCUCCACCCGCCUCCGGGAAACCAACCAACAGGAUCAAACUCUAG
Haliotis rufescens (red abalone) is the source of this 720-nucleotide messenger RNA. Its product is annotated as gibberellin-regulated protein 14-like. The record is from RefSeq and is a predicted model, not a curated record. The transcript has a single exon. The coding region runs from base 1 to 720 and encodes 239 amino acids. Lineage: Eukaryota; Metazoa; Mollusca; Gastropoda; Lepetellida; Haliotidae.